This is a messenger RNA of Candidozyma auris, 990 nucleotides long. RefSeq lists its product as uncharacterized. Gene Ontology annotation, cellular component: mitochondrion. The coding region runs from base 1 to 990 and encodes 329 amino acids. The record is from RefSeq and is a predicted model, not a curated record. NCBI's taxonomy places the organism in Eukaryota, Fungi, Ascomycota, Pichiomycetes, Serinales, Metschnikowiaceae. The transcript has a single exon. Gene Ontology annotation, biological process: mitochondrial respiratory chain complex III assembly.
AUGCUUCGGUCAUCCCUCGCAAAUCGAGCUCUUGUGGCUCAUAGCGUUGGUAUCAGAUCGCUCGCUUCCAACUCACGUACUCAGUUUCAGCAAGUUCCCCCACUUUCCAACCAGGAGCGUAUUGAGUCACCUUCUAAGUUAGCCCAAGAAUCACAUUUGCCCAAAGUACUCCCAGAGAUCAAGGGCAAAGUUCGUCAGCCUAAGCAUAAGCAGCCUUUCUUGUCCGACAACAAGAUCGAAAAUGACCCUUCUUACAAAAUGUCCAACUGGAAACAGAAUAUAGGCCAGUGGUUGGUGAAGACCUUCAAUAUAGACAUGGACAGAUCGAGAGCAGGUCCCGUGGCAGGGUCUUACUAUUUUGGUGAGUGCAAGCGUCAGGGCAUGUAUUAUCCUAAUGAGCCCCUCUCCGACACCGCCAAAUUCUUCUAUGAGACUUUGGGUCUACCUAAAAGUUUCGCUCAGCAUUUUCAGAUUACUGCUUUGCAUUACUGGAUAUUAGCCGUGAGAAUGAGAGCCAUGCCAUUUAAGUAUGGAAGAAACUACCAACAGAAACUUGUGGACAGAAUCUUCAGAGAUAUGGAGCUCAGAAUGGCCAACGAAUUGAACAUUGCAUCCAACAAAAUCAUUGAGCGCUACUUGAAGGACUUUCACAAACAGUUGAUUGGGCUCACAGUCUCUUACGAUGAAGGUCUCAUGACGGAUGAUAUCACAUUGGCAGCUGCUCUUUGGAGAAACGUAUUCGCCGGCAACCCAGACGCAGACAUGAGACACAUUGAGGCACUUGUCGGAUACGUGAGAUCUCAGCUCUAUGUGCUCAACAAAAUGAGCGAUCGUGAAUUUGGUUUUGGGAAAUUUACAUUCGUUCCUCCAGACCAGGUUGUAAAACCCUUGACAAAGCACCAGGAGGCUAAGUUAAGAGAGGCAGCCAAAGCUGAAUUUGCUGACAAAACCCUCCCCUCUCAGAAGAGUGUUCUUUCCUUAGAUGAGUAA